AUGACAUCCCUCAUCUUCGAAGCUUGGCAAUCAUCGAUGCAUCUCCGAAGAGGAGUGGUUCUGCUGCUGGCACUUCGACACUGCUUUGCAGAUGAUCCGGUGGACUUCGGUUCAGCCAACCCGCCGCUGGUGAGAAGAGAGGCCAAGACUCCGGAGUCUGACUGGGAGGAGCGUUUGGCGAACGCUAUGGAGGUUGCCAAGGUUGCAGAAGCUGCGGCAGCCCGGGCCGCUGUCAUGGUCGCUGCGCAGGAUCAAAGGCUGAAUGCUGCAGAUGAAAAGAUCAUCGAGCUCGAGCAAGAGAAUGCGGAACAGAAGAAGGAGCUUGAGAUCGUCCGAGGAGACUUCGCUAAAGUGGAUGCAGAUGUCAACGACGCGUUGAACCAGACAAACAGCACCGCUCUGAGGCUCCAGGCCGAAGUGGAAGGCAUACAGCGAGAAGACGGCCAGCUGAAGGCCAAGGAUGAUAUCCUGGAGCGAGUUGUCAAGGAUGUGGAGAGCAAAGUUAUCGAAUUUGGAACUGAAGCCAUGCAUGCGGAAACUGCAGCUGGGCAUGCUCAGAAGGAUGCCGGCAAAGCCAAGAACGCCUCAGAUCUUCUAAAGGCGAGAGAAGCCAACCUGAAGUACGAAGUUGAUGACCUUGGAACGACGUUGGAUGAGGUUCUGAAGGACCAGAACUCAUCCAAGAGCGCCGUGCAGAAGUUACUCAAUCGUACACAAAAUCUGGGCAAGACGAUGUUGAAGAUCAGCAAACACUUGAGAAAGUUUGAUGGGAGUCUCAGCAAAGCAGUGAGACAGGCAGGGGAGUCGGACAAGCUUGCGAAGAUGGCCAAAGAGGAAGCAGACGAUGCUUUGGAUGACGUUGAGUCCGUUGGCCAGCCAGUCCCGGGAUUUGGUGGAGGCUACAGCCGUGCCUCCUCCGUCGUGGGUGAAGAAGGCCCCCGUGGCCCACCUGGCCCCCCAGGCCCACCUGGGCCUGAUGUGCGGUCAAAGAAGGCUGCACAGUCGUCGCGCGGUGCACCUGGACCACGAAACAAGCAAAGCCAAAGUGGACAAAACGAGGAGGCUCAGCCAGUCCGAACGGUUGUUUCAAGCGUCUACGAUCCAACAACAGCAGCUGUAGCUGCCAAGCAGCAUGCAAAAGCUGCCUGGGAAGCUGUCAAACAAAUACAGGCCCAAAACUCCAAAACGCGACCAAUCUACGAGGUGGCCUCCAUGACUGGCGACUUGAUUCAGAUACUGAAAGGUCCCCCAGGUCCGCAAGGCGCACCUGGAGAAGCAGGGGCAGUCCUGUCCACAGCUUCUGCCAGCUGA
Symbiodinium sp. CCMP2592 is the source of this 1311-nucleotide messenger RNA. Lineage: Eukaryota; Dinophyceae; Suessiales; Symbiodiniaceae. The record is from the annotation of a GenBank genome assembly.